This is a messenger RNA of Conger conger (European conger), 2781 nucleotides long. RefSeq names its product protein mono-ADP-ribosyltransferase PARP12-like. Gene Ontology annotation, molecular function: metal ion binding. The record is from RefSeq and is a predicted model, not a curated record. Bases 919 to 2289 code for a protein of 456 amino acids. NCBI's taxonomy places the organism in Eukaryota, Metazoa, Chordata, Actinopteri, Anguilliformes, Congridae. The transcript is spliced from 10 exons.
UAUCUACGCCAGGGCUGCCCAACCCUAUUCCCGGUAAAGCCACCGACCCGUAGGUUUUCAUUUCCACACCAAUUCGCCACACCUGAUUCUAAUAAUUAGCUGCUCACCCAACCGAAAUAGCGUAGCCUGCUUGUUUACUAUUGAGUAUAUAACAUGUACGGUAUCAAAUAAUAGGCGAGUUAGCGGUUUCGGACAUGAUCAGACUGACUCUGUAUGGCUCGAGUAUUGGAUUUUACAGUAUUAUUUCAGGUUAAAUGUACUUUUAUUAGUAAUACUUUUUUUUUGUUAAUUGAUAUAUAUGUAUAUGUAUAAAUUUUGAUGAACACACUCUCUGAUUAAUUUAUUUCAGGCUGAAGUUACUUUUAAUAAGACAGCAUUUGUUAUUUUCAACAAUUUAUUGUAAGCAUAAAUUCGUUCUUAAUGAGAGAGGUCAGAGGAGAAAGGCCAGUUGACAGGAAGGUGACAAUAACUCAAAUAACCACGCAUUACAACAGUGGUGUACAGAAGAGCAUCUCUGAACAUACAACGCGCCAAAGUGGAUUGGCUAUAGCAGCAGAAUAUUUAAUAAGUCUAAAAAAAUAAGUGAAAUAAAGUGCUCACUGAGUGUAUAUUUUGGCCAGGGACGACACUGAUCUCAGAUAAGAUUAUCAGCACUUUCCACACAAGCAGUGCCUGUGUUGCGCGUUUCUCAUUACUGCGAACAGUGCCUGACGUAGAAAUGUGUUGCCACAUUUUGCUUGCAUGGACAUAUGCUCAGAAUGUAAACAGAAUCGAUUGGCUAUUCCUCAUGGUAACAAAAAAAAAAUUGGUGACAUCGCAUCGUUUCGGUUUCCUUUCCUCCGAAACCUCCGAGUCUAAUAAUAAAAUCUGACAGAAUGGAAACUAGUCAGUGUGUAGCUAGUACCUGCUUCGUUCACUAUGGGUGACAUGUCGGACCUCGUCUCUCACUUCAUUACGAAGAACCUCUGUAAAAACCAGGGAUGUUUAGACUAUGGACAGUUGUGUCAGAUGAUAAGCCCGAUAUGCAAAGAUCCGGACGAGAUGCUCUUCGGUGUCCUUACUGAAAAGAAUAGGUUUGUAAUCGUUGAUGGCAAAGGGAAGACAGGUUGUUCCGUUCGUCCGGACAGCGUCGUUGUCGCUAAGACUUCGCUGCGUGUUUGCCAAAGUCUCCCAGGAAACUGUCAUCGGAACUGCGGAAAUCUGCACCUGUGCAGGUAUUUUGUGUGUGGUGACUGCAGGUACAGAAAUAAAUGUAGGAACUGUCAUGAACUGGACACUGAGCAUAACGCGGCGGUUCUGAUGAGGCUGGGCCUACAGAACCUGGAGCCAUCCGAGCUGCUCCUCCUGCUGCUGCAGAACGACCCCUAUCUGCUGCCAGAGGUGUGCGUGCACUACAACAGGGCCGAUGGGCUGCACGGGGCCUGCCAGUUCAAGGGUGAAUGCACCAACCUGCACAUCUGCAGGGACUUCCUGCUGGGUGCCUGUCGGGCUGACGGCUGCCUGCGAGUCCACAAGUUUGACCCCAAAGCCAUGAAAAUCCUGAGUGGUAGAGGAGUCAGUCCAGAGAACAGAAGCUUCCUGUUCAGGAUCUACAGGAACCGCUACCUGAUCUCCAGCAGCAUGGAGACACCACAGAAGCUGUCCCGCCGGCUGUCAAAGAAGACCAGGACCAGGAGAGACGCAGACCGAAACUCAAUCUGCCUCUUCUUCAUUCGCAGCGAGUGUACCUACGAUGAGAAGUGUAACAACAUCCACUUCCAUCUGCCGUACAAAUGGCAGGUGUUGAUCCAGGAGGGCUCUACCUGGACAGACCUUCCCAACAAUGAGGAUAUUGAGAAGGCUUACUGCAACCCCGAAAAUAACACCAGCCUGGACCAGCUUCCUGUGAACUUCUGCACCAUGAUGUGUGGCUCAGCAAAAGUCCGACGCUUGUCCACGGUUUCCUCGGUAACCAAACCUGCAGACUUCAUCCUCACCACCAAUUGGCUGUGGUACUGGAGGACUGACCAAGGACAGUGGAUCCAGUACCAACAUGAGGCCAAUGGAGGGACAUGUUCCAUCACUUCUAAAAAACUGGAAGUUGCUUUUCAAGACGACAUUGACGGGGAUAUUCUGCUCAGCAAGGGGGGUCAGCGUUAUGUGCUCAGUUUUAAAGGAAUGUAUGAGGUGAGCAUCGAGCUCCAAACAAGACAAGAGGUUCGUAGGAGGCCCUGCUUCCUCUCUGCGCUCCAGGUGAAGAAAACUUUGGAGAGAGAGACUGAAGAGGCCUCCAGCUGCUCUACUGUUUGACCGGGAAUCUGCCUGACUCUAAAACAAGAUUCUCUUUGCAAGCUGAGUUCUGUGGAUUGAAGGCUGCCCCAGGAUUCCGGCAGCAUGUUCUCAGCCUCGGCCUGUGGCUCUGGGAAGGGCUCUGAAACCUCCUCCCUAACCCUAACCCUCGGCUAUGUGACACUGAAACCUCCUCCCUAACCCUAACCCUCGGCUAUGUGACACUGAAACCUCCUCCCUAACCCUAACCCUCGGCUAUGUGACACUGAAACCUCCUCCCUAACCCUAACCCUCGGCUAUGUGACACUGAAACCUCCUCCCUAACCCUAACCCUCGGCUAUGUGACACUGAAACCUCCUCCCUAACCCUAACCCUCGGCUAUGUGACACUGAAACCUCCUCCCUAACCCUAACCCUCGGCUAUGUGACACUGAAACCUCCUCCCUAACCCUAACCCUCGGCUAUGUGACACUGAAACCUCCUCCCUAACCCUAACCCUCGGCUAUGUGACACU